This is a messenger RNA of Cydia fagiglandana, 4961 nucleotides long. RefSeq names its product sodium-dependent neutral amino acid transporter B(0)AT3. Gene Ontology annotation, biological process: sodium ion transmembrane transport. Lineage: Eukaryota; Metazoa; Arthropoda; Insecta; Lepidoptera; Tortricidae. The coding region runs from base 295 to 2463 and encodes 722 amino acids. The transcript has 6 exons. The record is from RefSeq and is a predicted model, not a curated record. Gene Ontology annotation, cellular component: plasma membrane.
GUCCGUGAUACGGCGGGCGCGAUUCGCCCCCACAUCUUAUUAAAAAAAAAACAGUGAUUAAGCAUCGAUCAAACGACAGUAUUCAAAUAAAAACUAAAAAAAUGUACCAUAAAUCUAUAGGGAUGUCGAAACUCCUAAUAAAAAAGACGAUGACUAUUACGUGUUAUUUACUGGUCAUCAUUAUGUGCCAUGACGGCGAAAAUGACUCCGUAUAAAUAGCUUAGCUUAGACUUAAACGAUGACAAUAAAAUAAUCGACAAUAAUUCUAAAAUAAUAAAAGUGUUAGUUUUAAACAUGGCGAAUCCGGCUCAUCUGAUGAGGCGGCAGAGCUCUAGGGACCUUUACGCCCAGAGGUCUAUAGAUCGCAUGGAAAUGAAGGAGCUGAGGGGUCGGUUGGUGACCAUGGAGAAUGGGUUGACUACUCAUAACAGGCCUAUAAUGUAUGGGGCGACGAAUGAGGCAUUUGAAGAUACGAGUCCUAACAGACGAUCCUCAGAGACUCCUACAAGUAAAGCCAGCUCUGUGGAGCGAGGAGUGAAGCCUGAAGGAGGCGAGGGCGAGAGGGAAUCCUGGGACAGCAAGCUCACCUUCUUGCUAGCCACUGUCGGAUACGCUGUUGGUUUAGGAAAUGUGUGGCGCUUCCCUUAUCUAGCUCAGAAGAACGGAGGCGGGGCGUUUCUGAUCCCUUACUUCGUGAUGCUCGCGAUCGAAGGCAUACCUAUCUUCUACUUAGAGCUCGCCAUCGGACAGAGGCUAAGGAAAGGUGCUAUCGGUGUGUGGCAUCAGGUGUCUCCGUAUCUGGGUGGGAUCGGGAUAAGUUCGGCGGUAGUUUCGUUCAACGUGGCCCUGUACUAUAACUCUAUAAUCGCGUGGUGCCUGUUCUACUUCGCGCAGAGCUUCCAGGCGGAGCUGCCGUGGUCAGAGUGCCCGAAGAAGUUUCUGCCGAACGGGUCCUAUAUCACGGAGCCGGAGUGUGCUGUCAGCAGUCCGACGCAGUACUUCUGGUACAGAACCACCCUCCAAAUCUCCGAGGACAUCAACCACCCCCAGACCUUCAACUACAAGAUAGCCCUCGCCCUAGUAAUAGCCUGGAUCCUCGUCUACAUGUGCAUGAUCAAGGGCAUCGCCUCCUCCGGGAAGGUCGUCUACGUCACCGCCACAUUCCCUUACAUAGUCCUAGUUAUAUUCUUCUUCAGAGGCAUCACGCUCAAAGGCAUGAGUGAUGGACUUAUACAUCUAUUCACUCCGAAAUGGCACACGAUUCUAGACCCAGUCGUCUGGCUGGAAGCAGGCACGCAAAUCUUCUUUUCGCUUGGACUAGCGUUCGGAGGUCUAAUAGCUUUCUCAUCUUACAAUCCUGUGGAUAACAACUGCUAUAGGGAUGCUAUAAUGGUAUCUAUGACUAACUGCUUAACGUCGAUGUUCGCUGGGAUCGUGGUGUUUUCUAUAAUCGGGUUUAAAGCCACGAUGGUGUACGAGAAGUGCCUGGACGUGAGGAACGAGACGCUGCUGGAGUUGUUCGGGUCGGGGUACAGAUCCAUGAAGUUCCCGGAGGCGGGACAGAUGGUGACGGUAGACUUGAAUGGGAAUUUGACGAAGCUGGUGAUGCCACAUCUGCCAGAGUGCGAUCUGCAGAAGGAAUUAGAUAAUACGGCCUCCGGCACCGGGCUGGCCUUCAUAAUCUUCACGGAGGCCAUCAACCAAUUCCCCGGAGCCCAGUUCUGGUCCGUGCUCUUCUUCCUGAUGCUCUUCACCCUCGGCAUCGACUCCCAGUUCGGCACGCUAGAAGGCGUCGUCACCUCCAUCGUCGACAUGAAACUUUUCCCCAACUUGAGGAAGGAGUAUCUGACGGGAGGGAUCUGUCUGACAUGCUGUUUGUUAUCAAUGGCGUUCGCGCAUGGCUCUGGGAGCUAUAUAUUCCUGCUGUUCGAUAUGUAUAGCGGGAAUUUUCCGCUGCUGAUUAUUGCGUUUUUUGAGUGCAUCGGGAUUGCGUACGUGUAUGGAGUUAAAAGGUUCGCAGAUGACAUCGAACUGAUGACGGGCACUCGGCCAGGCAUCUAUUGGCUGAUUUGCUGGAAGUACCUCUCACCUCUAGCUAUGCUUGCUAUUCUUGUCUCGUCGUUUGUGGAAAUGGCUACUGAGGGAUCUGGGUACGACGCCUGGAUCCCCGAGCUGGGCACCACGGUGCGCAAGCCGUGGCCAAUUUGGGCAUUGCUAGUGGUUCUGCUGCUGGUGCUGGCUUCCGUGCUGUGGAUUCCCGGCCUGGCUAUUGCCAGAUACUUCAACAUCCCCGUAAUCGAGGAUGAAGAGCGAGCUUGGUUCCCAGCUGAAGACCUUCGCGACUUCCACGGCAUCGAGCCUCGGCCCGUCUCCGCCGCUGAGACGCUGCUGUUCUGCACCAGGCCUGAUGGAGGGGAAGCGUGCUGCUGGCCGGGAUGCUGCGAAACUGAUGAUGAGGAGUAGACUUCACAACUUUAGAAGUUUCUUGUCCUAACAUUUUUAACUUGGACAUUUUUUUUAGCAGAAAGAACGUAUUAAGACAUAUUUAUUUCAGGUUUACCGCAAAAAGCAAAUAAAUAUUCUUUAGUGUAGCGCAUCGGACUACUGACAAUAAUUAACAUGUGUGGUGGGUGUUUUGAAUUUGUGAUGUGUGUUUUGCAUUUUUCUGGGUCAUCAGUCCAAGACAUGCGUCGAAACGUCGAAUUCGCGAUAGACCCGAAAUAAAUAUGAAUUAAAAUGUGUUCAAAACGCGCAAUUUUUAAAUAAUAGAAAGUAACAUGACAGUUGCUAGUUCAGUUACAAGAGUAGCCGUUUGCGUUUUAGCUGCUGCUAGUCUGAUGAGUAGAACGUGUGAAAUGAGCAAUAAGUUUGCAUUGCUCAAUGUGUCGCUAGUUUUCAUCUAUUUUUCUAGACCCUUUGUAAAUUCUAGUCAAAAUGCCGUCGAAGUCUAAAUUAGCCCCAAAGGCAUUCUGUUCAAUUCAUAAGGUCCGUUUUGGAUUUAGGCAGCUUAUUGGUUUGUUUUUGUAUUAAUUUAAUUUAAUAAUAACCAGACUGAUGACUUGAUCUAAAUUCGAAUUCAGCCAGCAUCAACUUGUAUACAAUGAUAUUUUGAUUAGCGCCCAAAACUCAUUGUAGAUGAUCUUAAUAAAUAUUUCGCUAAUACGCGAUUUGUAGAGCAAUAUUUUUGGACUGAAUUCAACGCAAAGGAAAGUAAUACUUAGAAGAAAGGUUUUCUUUGAAUCUCUUAUUGCAAUCCUUCCAUUUUUUAUAUAAAUUGAAAUUUAUUUUAUUGUGUUAAGAUAUAACAAUCAAUCAAUAAGAUCAUACAUAUUGUCCAUACAUAUCUAUUCAAUAUGAGUACUGACCUUGACUGUAUAAAGUGAAAUGGAAAAUAUCCAACGUCUUCUCAAAUGAAAUCUAUACAAUAAUAAUAAUUUUCUAGUCUGCAUAGCAGAGACUUUGUGUACAUUGUGGCAUUGAAGUUACGUAUUUUUUUUGUUACACCAACUUAAUGCCACAUGGUUAAAUUAAAUUUUAAACCGUUAUUAUAUAUACCUAUUGAAUUUUACAUUUGAAAUUAUACCACGUUUAAAAUAGCUUGCACAAAAGAUAUGCAUGAAAUGUUUUUUCUUUUAUAAUUAAUUGAAGUAGAUUAAGCUAUAAAUGAGAUAUUUCUUGAAUGUUAUAGGUUAUAAUUUUAUAAUAUUGUUUAUAAUUUUAAACUGUUAUGGCUGACAAUAAAUAUACAACUUGAGUAUGACAAUAACGGCAGCUAUUUACUGUAUUUGUAGGUAUUUUAAAUAGUUUAGAAAUUAUUUAUUUAGCCAUAUUCAAAUGGAUGAAAAUAUCUAGUUGUCUAUCAUGUACAUACGAAGACAAUAAAUAUACCUUCUUGGUCGCCAAAACUUUGAUAAUACUGUUAUAUUAAAAUGCUAUAAAGAGUUGUCUUAUGUGAUGUGUUACUAGCCCUAAAACCUAUAUAAAAUGUUACCCGCUCUCGGUGUUUACUAAAUAGAUAUAUCAUAAUAAUAUAUACUAAUUAUCUAUAAAUUAGUAAUUUAUAUGUAUCAAGACAAUAUCAAGUGUAGGUCAAAUGACUGCGACGUAGUAUAAGAUUAAGAUUUGAUGUGAUAAUAAUGAUUGUUGUUAUCUUUUUAACUAAUAUGUGCGCGCAAACUUGUAAAGGCCUUAUUUUCGAUUUUUAAAAAGUAAUGACUCGAUAAAAACUAUUUAAUUAGUAACAAGUAAGUGAAAAUAAGGCCAUGAAGUUUGGUUUCAUGGUUUCAAACCAUCCCAAUUACAAUUCGUCCCAUUCACGAAAGUGUUUGUUACAUUAAUAAUAAUACAUACCGUAGGUAAUUAAUUGAUUAAAUACUCGUAAUGUGCUUUUAGUGUGUACCUAACAUAACGGAUACUAUUUAACACGCGCAAAAAAUCAUGUGUUAACGAUGUCCUGUUGUCGGUGAUACAAUGUUAUUUUCUUUAGGCACACUUCCAACUCAAAUACAGUUCUAUAUUAUUCAGAUACUUCCCUACUAAUUGUUUUGAAUUCUGAGCUACCUACAUAUCUGUUGUGAAUCACACAGAUUUAGCACAAGUAACUGAUGAUCAAGUAGAUAAUUUAUUGAUAAAGUCACUUUUGCACGUUUCAUAGAAUAGGUAGGUACAGAGUUAGAUGAGUAAGUAUCUAUGUAAUGCCUGCAAAGGCAAAGAAAAUAGGUGAGAUCAAAAAGAGCAUGAGUAUUUGUAGAUAACUCAUGAUGAUCAGAAAAUUUAGUUAGCCAAAAAAAUAAAUUCUUUAACUCCACUCGUACUUACCUACUUACUCAUACUCACAUGACAUUCAUAUGUGUAAGUUUAAAUUCAAUGCCUAUUUAUAUAAUAAUCAUAAUAAAUAAAAACUAGCCUAAAGUUGUUAAAAUCUUUAGUAGUGUUGUAAUUACUUGUAAGGGCACGGCAAA